This is a messenger RNA of Coregonus clupeaformis (lake whitefish), 1487 nucleotides long. RefSeq lists its product as uncharacterized. Gene Ontology annotation, cellular component: nucleus; transcription regulator complex. The transcript is spliced from 2 exons. The coding region runs from base 154 to 1203 and encodes 349 amino acids. NCBI's taxonomy places the organism in Eukaryota, Metazoa, Chordata, Actinopteri, Salmoniformes, Salmonidae. Gene Ontology annotation, molecular function: DNA binding. The record is from RefSeq and is a predicted model, not a curated record. Gene Ontology annotation, biological process: regulation of transcription by RNA polymerase II.
UGUAGUAAACUGUUACUUUUUUAUUAACAUUUAGAUUAAAUUAUGCUUUCUAAAUUAAUUAAACAUCCCAUCGCAUUAUAUUUUAUAAUUUUCCUGUAGCUCUUGUGAUGAGUAGGCAUAUCACAGAUGACGUGAGACGGGUAGCGCAGGGACAUGCAUGCGGCAGCGGAUCGGCUCGCGAUAUUCUGUACAUACCGCUUUGACGUAACCACGCGCCAUACAGUCGGAAAGGCGGGAGACCGUUGCUUCCGCGUGUGUCAAGAAGUCAAGAUGGACGAAAAGUUGAUAUUGUCCGUUUUUAAUUUUCCUGAGCUGUAUAAUAAAACGUUGCCAGAUUACCGCAAUGGUGACACAAGAUCACUUGCUUGGGGGAGAAUCAGCGCAUUGACAGCUCUUCCAGCUGAAGAGUGCAAAAGGAAAUGGAAGAAUCUGAGAGACCGAUACUUCAAGGAAGUACGACAGGAGAAGAGGAUUAAGGAGGAAGCAGGGGAGCUCACCCCCAGCCGAUGGAAAUACAGACAACUUCUGAUCUUUCUUCAACCAUUCAUUAAACCCAGAAACAGCAAUGUGGACCCUGCCAACCUGGAAAGCCCUGAUACAAUCAAUAAAAGCACACAGAGUGAAAUAGAACCUGUCAAAACACUCAACACAGCCCUGGAGAACGACAUGAAAACCCCUAGCACCCAGGUUGGCACCAUGUCACAGCUAGCUUUUGUGACCCAGCUGUCCCCAGGGCAACAAGGAACCCAGAUGGCCCAGCUGUCUUUUCUGGCCAAGCUUCCACCAGGCACCCAGAUAUUCCCAGGGCCCCAGACAUCUGCAGCGCUCCAGUCAUCAACAUACACAACCAGGAAGAGGCCUCAGACAAGACAACCUGCUUCACCAUGUUCCUCAACCACUCCCUCUAAGCGCUCCGCUAAGAACAGGAGGCUGCUGGCCAAAGAGAAAGAUCUCAGAUCAGAUUCCACGAUCCCUAACCGGCAGUGUGACGAGGAUGAGAUGUUUCUCCUCAGCUUCGUUCCUGCUUUGAAGAGGCUUGCCCCACAAAAAAGAUGUGAGACCAAAAUGAAGAUCCAACAGAUUAUGUAUGAGGCCGAGUUUAGUAUGGAUCAACCAGUGACUGUCAAUGACCCACCGGUGACAGUGUCCCUAGAUCAGCCAGUGACAGUGUCCAAAGAACUGCCAGAGCAAGAGACGUCGUAACUCAUUAAUUAUUGUAGGUCGACAGGGGUUGUUCUCAGGAGGUUUAGAUAUUCUUUCUUUUGUCCGAAAGUAUUUUUUCUAAAAUAUAUAUAUUUUUAAAUCUCUCUCCUAAUGAACAUGAAGAGGCAAGUUAUUCAUGUUCUGUUUUUGGAAUAUCGCAUUUUUGGUGGUAUCAGAGGUACAACAAAUAACCAAAUAUAUAUUUUUUUACAGAUGAUCUAAUUUUGCUGUUAUGAAUGCAAGUUGUUAACCCAAUUGAAAAUAAAAUGGGCUGUUAUUCUGUU